CUGAGAAGGAGGCACAGACACACACACACAAACACAGAGAAAUAAGGGAAAGAAAAGUACCGGGACUUAUACUGCUGCUGCAAACACAGAGAUAGCAGACGAAGAGGGGGGUUGGCUGCUACCCCAAGGUAAAGCCCUGCCCCCUUUACCUCCUCGCCUCCUCCUCAGAGAAAGAGAAGGAGAGAGAGAGAAGGGGCCAAAGUGGAGAAAAGCAGGUCUUCUGCGGCUGGCAUUUGGAGUACAGGGAGCCAGGACGUGAAGGAUGGUUGUGGUUACCCGAGCUGGCUGCAGGGCAGCUCUCUUCCUCUGGAUUUUCAGCAGCAUUAGCUGCAGAGCCAGGACUGCUCUGCCUGCAUCUCAAAAGUGUGAUGAACCUCUGGUCUCAGCAUUACCCCACUCCUCCUUCAGCAGUUCAUCAUCUAUGACAAGCAGCUAUGUGCCAGGGUAUGCCAAGUUAAACAAGAGAGGAGGUGCAGGAGGUUGGUCUCCAUCAGACAGUGAUCAUUACCAAUGGCUGCAGGUGGAUUUUGGGAGCAGGAAGCAGAUCAGUGCUAUUGCGACUCAAGGCAGGUAUAGCAGUUCUGACUGGGUCACUCAGUAUCGGAUGCUCUAUAGUGAUACAGGGAGAAACUGGAAACCAUACCACCAAGAUGGAAAUAUCUGGGCAUUUCCUGGAAAUACAAACUCUGAUGGUGUAGUCCGACAUGAUUUACAACAUCCAGUUAUUGCUCGCUAUGUACGGAUAGUUCCUUUGGACUGGAAUGGAGAGGGCCAAAUUGGGUUAAGAAUUGAAGUCUACGGCUGCUCCUAUUGGGCUGAUGUUAUCAAUUUUGAUGGCCAUGUAGUGUUACCAUACAGAUUCAGGAACAAGAAAAUGAAAACACUGAAAGAUGUCAUCUCUCUGAAAUUUAAGACCUCUGAAAGCGAAGGUGUAAUCUUCCACGGAGAAGGACAGCAAGGAGACUAUAUCACCUUGGAACUGAAGAAAGCCAAACUUGUUCUAAAUUUAAAUUUAGGCAGCAACCAGCUUGGCUCUAUUUAUGGCCACACAUCCGUGAUGACAGGCAGCCUCUUGGACGAUCAUCACUGGCACUCCAUCGUCAUAGAGCGCCAUGGGAGAAACAUCAAUCUCACCCUGGACAGACACAUGCAGCACUUCAGAACCAAUGGAGAAUUUGAUUACCUGGACCUGGAUUAUGAGAUAACCUUUGGAGGCAUGCCUUUUUCUGGGAAGCCAAGUUCUAACAGUAGGAAAAAUUUCAAAGGCUGCAUGGAGAGCAUCAACUACAAUGGCAAUAAUAUCACUGACCUUGCCAAGAGGAAGAAAUUGGAACCUUCUAAUGUGGGAAAUUUAAGUUUUUCUUGUGUGGAGCCACAUACAGUGCCUGUCUUUUUCAAUGCCACCAGUUACCUUGAGGUUCCUGGUCGUCCAAGCCAGGAUCUGUUUUCAGUCAGUUUCCUUUUCCGAACCUGGAACCCCAAUGGACUUCUUGUCUUCAGCAACUUUGCAGAUGACCUGGGGAAUGUUGAGAUUGACAUAAAUGAAGGCAAAGUCAGCAUCCAUAUCAAUGUCACCCAAGUGAAGAAGAACCGAAUAGACAUCUCAUCAGGCUCUGGUCUCAAUGACGGGCAGUGGCAUGAAGUCCGAUUCCUAGCGAAGGAAAAUUUUGCUGUCCUCACCAUUGAUGGCGAUGAAGCUUCAGCUGUUCGAACAAACAGCCCUCUACAAGUUAAGACUGGAGAGAAGUAUUUCUUUGGAGGGUUUCCUAUACAGAUGAAUGACUCGGAUCACUCGCUAUUUCAGCAUUCAUUUCAAGGAUGCAUGCAGUUUAUUCAUGUGGAUGAUCAGCUGGUGGAUUUGCACGUGGUGGAGCAAGGCCAGCUGGGAAGCUUUGCCAAUGUCACCAUUGACAUGUGCGCCAUUAUAGACAGGUGUGUGCCCAAUCAUUGUGAACAUGGUGGCAAAUGCACCCAGACGUGGGACAGCUUCAAGUGCACUUGCGAUGGAACCGGAUACAGCGGUGCCACUUGUCAUAACUCUAUUUAUGAACUCUCUUGUGAAGCAUACAAACACUUGGGCAAAACUUCAAAUUACUACUGGAUAGAUCCAGAUGGCAGUGGGGCACUUGGACCUUUGAAAGUUUACUGCAACAUGACAGAGGAUAAAGUAUGGACAACUGUGUACCAUGAUCUGCAAAUGCAGACUUCUGUGGGAGGCAACAGCCUGGAGAAGUUAUCUGUACUGCAGCUCAACUACAGUGCAACGAUGGACCAGAUUUCUGCCAUUACCAGUAGUGCUGAAUACUGCGAGCAGUUUAUCUCCUAUUCUUGCAAGAUGUCCCGGCUGCUGAAUACACCAGAAGGGAAUCCAUAUACCUGGUGGGUUGGAAAAGCCAAUGAGAAGCACUACUAUUGGGGUGGAUCAGGACCUGGCAUUCAAAAAUGUGCCUGCGGCAUUGAGCGCAACUGUACUGAUCCCAAGUACUACUGCAACUGUGAUGCUGAUUAUAAGCAAUGGAGAAAAGACACUGGGAUGUUGUCAUACAAAGAGCACCUACCAGUGAGUCAGGUAGUGGUUGGAGAUGUUGACCGGCCUGGGUCUGAAGCCAAGGUAUCUGUGGGUCCUGUGCGUUGUCAAGGAGAUCGGAAUUACUGGAAUGCAGCUUCUUUUGUUACUUCAUCAUCCUACCUUCACUUCUCCACCUUCCAAGGGGAAACCAGUGCAGACAUCUCUUUCUAUUUCAAAACGUCAGCCUCAGAUGGGGUGUUUCUUGAGAAUCUGGGGAACACUGACUUCAUCAAACUGGAGCUGAAAUCUGCUAUGGAGGUUUCAUUUUCAUUUGAUGUUGGAAAUGGACCUGUGGAAAUCGUCGUUAGAUCUCCCAACCAGCUCAAUGAUGACCAGUGGCAUAGGGUCAAUGCUGAGAGGAAUGUCAAACAGGCCAGCCUGCAGGUAGACCAGUUACCCCUGGAGGUCCGGAAAGCACCAACAGAAGGACACACGCGACUGGAGUUGUACAGCCAGCUCUAUGUUGGUGCUGCAGGAGGCCAGCGAGGCUUCCUAGGUUGCAUUCGUUCAUUAAGGAUGAACGGGGUGACGCUGGACCUGGAAGAGAGAGCGAAAGUCACACCAGGUGUGAAGCCUGGCUGCUCUGGCCAUUGCACGAGCUAUGGGAUGUACUGCGCAAACGGCGGUAAAUGUGUCGAGAAAUACAAUGGCUACUCCUGUGACUGCUCCAAAACUGCCUAUGAUGGACCGUUUUGCAUUAAAGAUGUUGGAGCAUUUUUUGAAGAGGGAAUGUGGCUUCGUUACAACUUCCACUCCCCAGGGACUAGCAUGAAAGAUUUAGUUAGCCGAACACUUUUGAGUUCUACAGAUCCUGAGACCACAGCACCUGACCUCAACUUGAAUAAAGAAGAGCUCAGCUUCAGCUUCAGUACCACCAAGUCGCCUUGUGUCUUAUUGUACAUCAGCUCCUAUACCCAGGACUUCAUGGCUGUGCUUGUCAAGCCAUCUGGGAAUCUGCAAAUUCGGUACAGCCUAGGAGGCACCAAAGAGCCAUAUAACAUUGAUGUCGACCACAGAAACAUGGCUAAUGGACAGCCCCAUACUGUUAACAUCACACGGAAUGGACGGGACAUAGUACUGCAGCUUGAUCACUAUCCUCCAACAAGUUACAGCCUGCCAACAGCAUCUGACAUUCAGUUCAAUUCCCCAAAGGCACUAUUCCUAGGAAAAGUUAUAGAAAUUGGGAAGAUUGACCAAGAUAUAUAUAAAUACAACACUCCAGGAUUCACUGGCUGCCUAUCAAGAGUACAGUUCAACCAGAUUGCUCCACUCAAAGCAGCUCUGAGACCUACCAACGCCUCCUCUCACGUCCACAUCCAAGGAGAACUGGUGGAAUCCAACUGUGGAGCAUCUCCACUCACCAUCCCACCAAUGUCGGCUGCUACCGACCCAUGGCACUUAGACUCAGCCAGUGCUGAUUUCCCAUACAAUGGUCAAGCCAUAGGAGAUGGAGUUAACAGAAACUCUGCCAUUAUUGGAGGUGUCAUUGCAGUGGUGAUCUUCACCAUCCUCUGCACCUUGGUGUUCCUGAUCCGCUACAUGUUUCGCCACAAGGGAACCUACCACACCAACGAGGCCAAAGGGGCAGAGUCAGCCGAGAGCGCCGACGCCGCCAUCAUGAACAAUGACCCCAACUUCACAGAGACCAUCGAUGAGAGCAAGAAGGAAUGGCUUAUCUAAGCCCACAGGGGCAGGGCCUGGGGUGGGAUACAAGCUGGGCCAGGGUGGGACUGGGAUGACUCUUGCAGUGGGGAGAGAACACUGCGUCAGAUGCUUGAGCACACGUACAGUAAAAAGAUCAGCACAACUGGAGGAGCAAGUGACAGGAAAAUACUAUUGAGACUGGAGGAAAAAAAAGAAUAUCUCAAGCAUUUAAGAAAAAAUACUUUUUAAUAUUUAUUUACAGCAAAUUGCCCCUUCCGUAUCCAAACAACUACAACAAAGAGCAGUUUUGCAGCUUCAGCAUUGGUCAAAAUUUUCAGUAAUACCUGUCUGUUUCUCUUUGUGUGUUUGGAGGUGUUCUGGAUACCCGUGACAAGAAACAGGGCUGGUUUUUUGCAUUUUUUAAAAGCUGUUUAAAACGUGUGUAGUUCUGUCCUGACAACAAGUGGCAGACCUUUCUUCCCAGCAUUGUGUUCCUUCAUGACUGGCCACUUCCCCACAGGCUGCCCUCAGCCCUGCACCUUGACCAUAUCACCGUUCAUUUUGGUGGCGUUGAACUGGGGGUUCAGGGCUGGGGGUGGGACAGGGGGGUAAAGAUUAAUGCAAAUCUUACUCACCAGUUUUGAAAAGUGUCAUCAGCCAGUGCCAACCCUGGCAGGAUCCAUCUUCUUGACCCAGGCGCUUUGUUGAUUGUGUAGAAUUCUCAUCAGCAGUGUACUGUUAUUACGACUACUACUACCAGAGAAGACGAUCAUAAAGCACAGGAAGCUUUGGGGGGGGGUUAUUAUUAUUAUUUUGUUGGUCUCUGAGGGAGGAUGAUGCUGUGUGAGUCUGUAGACCUAGUCUGUUCCUGUGUCUUUGGCUAUGACACUGGUGACCUGAGGCACGUGCCAGUUUAAACUCAGCUCUGCCUGUGGUGUAUUGGCGUAUACUGUACUUAGGUGUAAGCAUUGUAGUAGGGAAUUAGAGCCAGACUUUGUUUGCUUAUGUUUCUUUUUUAUAGGCUGUCACAGAAAUAUUAGUACAGCUCUAGUCAAUGCAUUUGAGCCCACGGGCUUCACAUAAUACUUUUUUUCCAGCUCUAGCAUAGCAAUUUAUUCUUUAAAUCCUUUGUUUCAGUCCCUUUGCAAGGAAAGCCUCUGCUGGCAGUGUUCUGACAGGCAGGAAGGUGAGACAAAGGAGGCUUGGAAACUGCCCAGAGAGCACGUGAGAAACACACAGUGCACAGUGGAGAGUUACUUUUCAAUACAGAGAUUUACCUGAACUAUUUUGCUGUCUUUGUAAGGCAUUUUUAAGAAUAGCAAGGCCAAUGCCAAGUGCAGCAUUCCACCCCAUGUCCCCUGUCAGACCAAGGAAGUUGUAGGUGUCACCUACAACUGAGAAGCAGGCAGGCAGCUUGUAGGAAAGGCAAAGGGGCAGCCUGAAGACCUAAUAUCCUUUGGUGGCAGUAACAUAGCUCUAGCUUGCCCUCUAUAGAGGAGUGUGGUUCUCCAGCGGUCUGAUUUGAUGGGCAUUUAAGGCCUUAAUGGGCAGAUUUUGCAGUGGAACAGAAUGAAGGAAUGAAUGUAUUGCAGGGCAUUUGUUGUGUGCUAAAAGAACAGAAACAAUACCAAGAAUUUAGCUUCAAAAGUAUUUAUGCUCAUGACGUUCCUAGAUUUGCUUUAUCUUUAAUAUUGCUGGGUUUAGUAUGCACAGAUUUAAUCAAUUUUUCUGUACAAUAAAUAUUUAUUUUUCACCCAAAUCUGCAAUCAGCUACACAGAGCAGUGCUGGCAUCUUUAAUUUCCUCAUCUUUUGGGUUGUAUCUUUCAUUAUUCUAGUCAAUGUUUUAAAAUGAAAAAAAAAAAUCAUGAAGGGGGAAAAUAUAUUGGAGUCUUGCCAGACUAGAAAUAUUUAUAAGCACAAUUUGUCAGACAGACAAGGCCAGAUGGUUCAGGUUUUAAGGAUGAUAGCCUAAAGACCUCUUCUGGAUUCAUUGAACAUAGAUAUCAGAGCAAAUCAAGCCCAUUGAUUUCUUCCGUCUAUGGAUUUGGAAUUAGCAUACAGAAAAGUUGCCAGUUUCAAAAAAAAUUUGUCUCUCAGGUAACAUUAUGUGGCAGAGGGGUUCAGGUAUGCAUAAAAAUCACCUCUGUCACUAGUGCUCUGCAGUCUUUUCCCUUGCCUCCAGUAUUAACCUCUCCCUCUCUUGUGUUUAAUCAAGCAGAUGAGUUCCUAUUCUUGUUUAAUCUGGGUGUAAGAUAAAUCUCCACCCCUUGGAGAGUAUCAGCAUGGCAUGGAUCUAGCCUGCACCACUAACUACUCAGCAAAAUACAUAGCAAUCACAGAUAUCUUUGUAGGAUUGAAAAGACAUUCUCUUUUUACAUUAUUUUAUGUUUAAUUUGAUUUUAAUGGUAUUUUAGUCCACUCUGAAAAAACAUCCUUGCCUGCAACUUCAAGUUACCAAGAGAAGUGAAUAUAGCAUCAUCUGCAUAGAUUGGGAUUCGGUUUGCAGCAAAAAGUUACUUACUAAUCUGAAGUUAAUAUCUGGGAGGAGGAUCAGACUUAUGUAUCCUGAGAGACUGGAGUCUGCAGCUUCAUGUAGGAGAGACAGACUUAGCAGCCACAGUGCAAAUUUGCCAAAUGCCUCAGCAUGGUGCUAGAGGAGAAAGAUGGCUCGGUCUCUGUGCCUAACCAAGUGCCUGGUAAAGCUAGGGACAGCUGUCUGGGUUAUUGUAGUGAGGCCUUGACAUCUGUUCACUGAUUUUCUAAAAGAUUACCAGCUAAUCUCCCACAAACCUGUAAGCAAGAAUUUUUGGAAAAUAACCUUUGACCACUGCACAAGCAAUAGUUGUAAAUUAGUGUCUUAAAUUUGAAAAACAGGUUUUAAAUUUCUGAAAUCAAGUUGCAAGCAUCUGCAUCUCUCCAUUGACUGGACACCAUGGACCUCUUUAUGUGAAGUUCAUUAGUGCUGUGUUAAAAUGUUGAUAAUCUUCAAUUUUGUCUUUGUUUUUGUGAUACAGUCACUUUCAUAACUCCAGAAACACUUUUAAUUAUUAGAAUUCUUGUUUCUUCUUAAACUGGACCUUAGACAUGAUAUUGUAGACUAGCAGCUGGUCUCUGCAUAGGCAUUUGAUGACUGUAGGUGAAUUCCUGCCUAUCUGCUUUGUAUUUCAUUUUUUAACAUGGCAUAUAUUUAACUAUAUGCAGUGGUCAUUCAGCAGCCUAGCAGUGAAGCAGGAGCAGGCUCAGAGAAGUAGCUUGUGUAUUUUGCUAGCAUUAUAUCUAUUCUGAGGAUUUCUUCCUCUGCAAGCCUAUUAUUGAAGGUUGAAACAACAUGCAUAGUUUACUUCACCCAGUCUUACUUGUGCCAAAAAUCUUUGUUGUCUAACAGUUACUAUCCAUACACCUGUAGUGGGAAAAUCUGUUGGCAGGGAGAUUGGAUCCUACUUUUAUAAAAUUCUGUACUUUCCCCAAAGAAUAUUAAAAUAAUCAGUCUUUUAUCACCUCUUUCUAGCUGCUUCACCUAUUUGAACUGUGCAGAAAAACGUAGCUUCUUGUACUGGUCGGGGAGCCAUAGCAUCCCAGCUGUGUUUCUAAAAGGCUCAUUCCUGAUUCCAUGGGAAUCAAUGGCAAAAUUGCUGCCAGUAGUGUGGAGAGCAAGACUGGGCUAAAGACUAGGGCUCUCAGUGUUAGUGAAAUAACGUAAGCAGUAUUUCGGAUCCUCAUUCACAACACAUGCAGGCCAUGAGGUAAUGAGUCGUGGAGCUCCAAAGAGCCAAAACGGUGGAAAACUAAUUUUUAUGUCAACCCAGCCUCGAGGGGAAAUCUGCAAUCCAAUCUGGCAGUUUUGAGUCAAGCCUUUCACACACUGCUUAUUCCAUAUUUACUGAUAGAAAAUUCAGAUGUAUGAAAUAGAAAUAUGUAUGGUUAAUUGGUACUCGAGCAUUUCUGCUUUGUAUUUUUCUUGUCUUAGCAUUGCCUAUACCUUUUAUAUCUCUUCUAGCAGUUACCACUUCAAAGAUAUGGCAGCAUUUUAAUAUCAUGCUCUAGGUAGCAUGAUGUAUGUGCAAAGAUGGUCAUCAUAAAUAUUUCAGUAAGACUGCCAAAGCAGUGGUGUACACAUACAAGUUUAUUGUAGUGAUAAGAAUUCAGUUUAAGAGUCUAGUAAAUACGUUUUAAUUAAAACAGUGUCCUUUAAUGACAGAUGCAUCUAAUUUCCAGGGUAUCUGUUGAAAUGUGAAGCUAUCUCAGUUUGACAAGCAAUAGAUUUCUCCCUUGAAUGAUUUUACAUUCCAGCAAGCAUGGUGAUCCUGAAAGGGUGUCAUUUUUGAAAAGCAGAACCUAAAUUCUCUUAAUCAGGUUUCAUUAUCCAUACUAGAGAAAUGAAACAGAAACUUUGCCUUCUAAAAGCAACAGCAUGUAAACUAGAAUGAAAGAAGGACAAUGUGUAUGUAUGCCUAAUAUCUUCUGUGAAUGUUUUUCCCGUUAACUAGAGUUCUAUUAGAAACCAGAUUGGUAAAUAAAAAAAAAAAAAAGAAAGAAAUUUGAAACAGUUUUAAUUACCCUUAUAGCUGCUUCCUUGUGCUUUAUAUGUUCUGAUCAUUGUCUAUAUUUUUUCUUUCUCUAGUACCAGGAAAUCAAGUUGGAAAGGACAAAAUCAAGUUGGAAAGGCCUCUUAAGAAAAGACCCACAGUACAUGAAAAAAGGGUCUUCAGAAUGCAGUUAUACCUAAGAAGAGAGGGUGCUAAAACCAGGGAAGAUUUACUGAAGUGCAAAUAUGUUCCUCCUGCAUCAGGCAGCCCUGAUUACCUGUUACAGAGGAGAAUCUCAGGCAGUGUAAAUCUGUACUUGUUGAGGUGGGCUGAGGGUCUAAGAGUAGGGUUUUGGUAGAAAUGAAAUGACUGCCUUUCUGAGGUUUUUCCAUUUCUGAUCACUUUGCAGAUAGCAGCAAGCAGUCUCCCAUCAGUUCUGCUCAUAUUUGUUAUUGCAGGCUCUGUGGCACUGCCAGCCUCACAAGUAUUACACACUACAAAUGGCUGCAUGUAGGUUGUUUGCCUUCCUUUCCUACUGUAGCUCUGUCCUUUCCUUUAUGAAUGUGAGCCUUUUAUUGAAGUUGUCAAGAAAAAUGUAUGCCCAGCUCAACAGACUUGUGUCUGUUCCUUUAUAUAAACUACCUUAUAAGGCUUUAAAUUUUUUUAUGAUGUGAAGCAUUUUAUAAAAGAACUAUGUUAAGUGCACUUGAAUGGGAAAGUGUGAAAUCUAGGCAAAGAAGCAUCAGUGCAACAACCACCCGAGUCAGAGGGACUGUGCUUGUCCCAACUUGUUGCUCUGUCUACAGUGUGAAUUGCCUUAACCACCAACCCAAAGCCCUGGCCCCAUCCAAGACCUUAACUUACUUAGUGGAAUAUAAUAGUGGCAAAGUCCUGUUGUGAUGCCUUGCAACCAUGUUUUGACUGUUUAUUUGUACUGACUGUUGUAACCCCUAGAAGGAGCAUCACGAUUUCUACAGGAAUAUUUUUUAUUUAUAUAGGAAAGCUCCAGAACAAAGAGAUGGGAGUGAAGGUUCAAGUUUAAAGCCCUUCUGAUACUUGCACACUGUGUCACAGAGAAGAGUCUUUGCUUCUUGCUGUCACCACAUGUCUCGCUGCAGCCAGAAGCGUGUGGGUGUGCACAUGCACCUCUGAAAUCUAAGGCUAUUCAGGAUGCGAUGUCUACAGCUCUUGGGUAAUUACUGCCAUAAUGUGGGUGGGUAAGAUACCAAACUUGCUUCAUAUCCGUGAGUCUGCAGUGCUAGCAAAAUCACUCACUCUUGAAAUCAGGUGCAAUUUUGGAGAUAAACUCAGACUUUGCCCUACAGUAGUAGGCACAUAUGGUACUUCAAAUGAGAGCAGACUUGGCCCUGGUUACCAAAAAGCAUUUAUUUAACAAUCUGUAACACAGCUCUUUUAACACCUUAUUUAACUCUGACUUCCACAUAUAAGCAGACAUCUUCUUGAAGUACUAUGCUCAAAGCCCUGAUUAUGCCAACAACUUAAGAACCAGGAAGAAAAGUGGCCGAUUUGUGGCUUCUUUACCAAAGAAGGUUUUUUUAAAAAGUCACUUCGUGUAAAAAAGAAAAGUUUGGUAUCAACAGGUUCUUUCACAGAGAAGUGUUUCUUUGAGCUGGUUUUCUAUUUUCAAAACAUUGUAUGAGAAAAGUUAAGCAAUUAUUCGGCUUGAUACAAAGCACAACCAGACUGCUUCUGUGAAAAGGUUCAGGUAAGAUAUACUCUGCAAAUAUACAUAGAAUCAAGUAACAAAUUUAGUGCAUCCCAUUCUUCUGUGAUGCAGCAGCUUCCAAUAAUGUCUACUUUUGCUCCCACUGCUAUUUUUUCCUUAAUGGAAAAACAUCUGGAUUAAACAACAAAAGAGAAAAGUGCAUACCCUUUGUUUUACUAUAGAUUAAUGUUCUUGCUUGGUAUGUAAUAGGGUAAUAGGGAAUAGCAAAUGGUUAUUUCUUCAGAUUUGAUAGCAUUAAUUCUGCUGUUUCCAAGGGUCAGAGAUGUACUAUCACUAUAUUAAUUAUUAGCACGUAGAGGUAAUUAUACUGGUAAUAUUAAACAACUGGCAUUCUGGAUUCUAGCAAAGGGCUGCUCUAAGAAAUUCUUAUUUAUUGAAAACCCAUGUCAAGGUGGGUAGAUGACAUUUUUCUGACAAUUAAGAAAAGUGACUUACUGGAAUGACACUAGAGCAGAAACCAUUUGAGGGAUGUUUAGCAUGCUGAACAAUAAACCAUACCAGAAAGAGUUUCUUCUUGCCUUCCAGUUAGGGAUUUGGGGUAGGUAAAGUGCUGCAGCUAGUCAUAUAUCACCAUGCAUGCAUUGCCUUUUUGGCCAAAAUAUUUGAGCUUCUCCCAUCUUUCGCCUGCUUUAAAACAGACUGUUGCAAGAAUACGGCUGAAGACAUGAAACUUAAGCAAGCUGCUCUAGGCUGCUGGUGAGAGCACAGAAUCACAAAUCCCAAGCUCUUCUUCUACCUGCUGGUCUGUCCUUGCUUAGAAGAUAAUUCUCAGAUGUGUUGCCACCUGUCCCCUGUUGUCUCCUUUCCCUCAUUUCCAGAACCACGGAAUAGCCCAGGUUGGAAGGGACCUCGAAAGACCUUCUGGUCCAGCCUUCCGUGGGAAAGAGAGCCUAGAUGAAAUUAUCUAGCAUGCUGUCCAGUUGUGGUUUUUUCCCCACUGACUCCAUUUUCAGGGCAGUAGGCUAUCAACAGGCUCUUGUUUAAGACAGACUGAGAGUCACUGGAGCAAGUCAACAAACUCUUGAAUCAGCCAGAAAGCAAUAACUUUAGAUGACUCACGUCAGGUGGAAGGAGGCUUCAUCUGGAAAAUUUCCAGCCUAACAGCUCACCUACAUGUAGUCAUGGCUUUGGUUAGCAAUGGAGCAACCAGCCAAAUCUAUGUAUUAUUUUUUUAAACCUAUGUGGAGGCAUGUAAGAUAAAUAAACUUGGCUGCAGGCAUCCCCUGUAGGCUAAUGUUUAUUGUCUAAACUGCACAUCCUCAUGCUUGUAGUUCAGGUAUCACUGAAGGAGUCUGACCUUGGCACAGUUAAUAAAUCAUUCACAAGCUGGCCCAACAGCCCUGUACUGCUUUGUCUUAAAAAUCCCUGUUGAGUAAACGUUUUAAAAAAAAUCCAUGGUUUGCCAUCACAAAGCUCUGGACGCAGUAUCAGCAGCUAGUUGUAAUUUACUUCUGUUAUAAAAUUAAGGUCGGUCUGCAGAGUUUUUUUGUGUGACUUGCACUAACGAGAUAUUUAUCCAUUAAUAUAAACUACUGCAACAGGGAGAGGUAGCAAAGAGAAAUUCCCUUUGCUGCACACUCUGAAAUACAAGUCCCUUUUGUUACAUAGUUCCUGGUACAGGAGUAAGACCAUUGUACACAUCUAACGUCUCCUUUCCAAAUCCACUACGCGCCACUCCAAGGCCAGCAUGGAAAGAAAUUGGCUGACAGUUCUGGGCUUUUUUCCCAUCUCUUGCUCUACUUUAGAAAUGUUCCCUCUCACUGAUAAAUUCAUCACCUUUCACUGUCAUCUUUAAACUCCUUCCAAGCAAUGCUUACUACUUUGACCAAGGUGAAGCCUCUCACCUUCCUAAAAUGUGACUAUUGUAGUGGGAGAGUUGUAUGCCACUAAAUUCCUGUCACCUGUUAUAUUUGCAGCUGGUUUUUAUCUGUUUAUAAUACUCAGUGACUGAAAGUAAAAGUUUGGUUUCUGCCAUCUGCAACAUUAUUUUAUAACUUGUUUGCAUUUGUUCCAAAAUCACAGCACCGUCUGGCAAAAAGAGUCUGAAAACGAGGCAGCUGCACCUCAUUCCAUUAAGCAUACUCACUUUCUUUUACUUGGUUCAAAUUUUCCCAAGAGAUAUCAAUACUAAAAUAAAUGUCUAGCAAAAGCCAGCUUCUGUUUUCCUUAGGGCCACAAGGUGUCAGAAUUAACCCUCAGCCAUCCCUUUCCCUUGUGCUUUUGUGGCACAUAUACAAGGCCAAUGGUAGCCUCCAAAGGAGGACACAAAAAUAGUGACAUCAUAAAAGUCUCUAGUGGUUUUAGUCCCUUGGAGUUUUAAAUGUCCAUCUCAACAGGGGCAACAAGUCAGCACUCCUACAGAUUUCAGUUAUUAGCACAUCCAAGAAAAUUCUCAGCAUCGGUUAUUAAAGAAUUUUAUUUUCAUUGGAUCAGCAUCUCAGAGAGGGAAAAAAAUUACUUCUGUAUUUGGAGUACUUAAGAUAUUAUACUCACCCCGUUGCAACUCCUGCAUUGUGUCUGAUCUUUUGAAGCUCCAACUAUUAAGAUAUGGGGUCAGUCACUUGAAUAAAGAAGGUGAAGGCAUCACUUGAUUCCUAUUAACUCUUUGAAGCACAGGGAACUGGCUUUCCACAAGUCUGCUUUGUGUGGUCGAUCUCACUCAUACACUGGUAAGGAGGAUCUUUUCUUUUGCUCUGCUCCUCAGUGGAUCAAGACCCGUCAGUGGGCUGGCAGGUGUCACAUAAAAUAUCUUUGAGUCCGAGUGAACUGAACCAUGUGUUGAGCAGCCCGAGUCCAGGGAGUUCCUCUGAUACCACAGCAUGAUUUGGCACAAUAUUCCUGAAAGGCUUCAGCUCUUCGACAACCCUGCUACCCCAUUUGACUAGUGCUAAUUAACAGAAGCCUGCUGGAAAUGAUCUGUACUGACUUAAUCCUACAUGUGGAAGCCAACCCUAACUAAGAGCGCUUCAUUUCAUGGGGAUUAAAUAGAUUCCCCCCAACUACAGAGUGCUUGGGAUGUGCUCAGUCUGAAACUUCUUACUGACAUAUAUAAAUAGAGAUAUAGAGAUAAAUAGAUAUUUUUAUGGAGAUGUUUUAUAAGUGGCCUUUACUUUGUGCAUGGUAAUUAUUGCCAAACUCUUGUUAUUUAGGAGCUACAGAGUGGCUGGUUCUGCAGUUUGGAAAGCAACCAGCUGUCUCUGUUGCAAGGUGGACUUGGGGUACGGGCUUGGAUUUUAAUUUUUGUUAUUCAGCUGUAAUUUGCAUGGUUUGGAUUUGGGUUUUGCCUCGGUAUCUUUUUUUUUUUUCUUUCCUCAUUGGUUCUCUGGCAGGGAUGUAUUGGGGUCAAGCAGGAACUUAUUUCUGUCUUUUGAGAGAUGGAUUGAAGCCAUCAGUGCCACAUAACACUUCAGAAACACCUGCCUUGUGCAGCCCAUGAUGUUGAUCAGUGUGAGGGCCUCAAAACACAGUUUCUUUAGCAAGCUAUUGGGGUUUUCACAGUUUAGUGAGGUGCUCCUACUUCUCUAUCUUUGCUUGGCAAGAUGGCAAGCUAGCAACAGCUGGGCUAUGGGUAUAGCCUCAUGAGCAGGAAAAGGGGUCAGCAGGGACUACGACAUGAAUGAGGAUUCGGAAGUAGAUUCAUAGACAUAGCAGUAGCAAAAGACUUGUCAAAAUUGCUACUGGGGAGGUCAUUUUACUUCCUCUUUUCUUUUACUCCUUUUUUUUUAAAUACUCUCUGUUUGUAUGCCACAUCUGAAUAAUGCAUCUCUACCGGCCAGCCAGCUCUCAAUAAUCUGGGCUCUUGGUUAGAGGUAGAAAUGCAGUUGUGCUUUCUUAUUGAUCUCGUUCCUGCUGCUGUGGAGCGGUCUGUACCCAGGAAAGGACCAGGGCCAUUAGCUAUUAGGAAAGCAAAACCAACCUCUCACCCCUUCCCUCCAAACCAGGUUGAAAGCCAAUCCCAGGGUUAUGUGCCUACAAAGCUGGCCCAAUUUCCUGGUGGGUGAACCAAGACCUUGUCUGUUUGCAGUUAUUCUAGUCCACAGGUUUCUUUCUUGAGCACAAUUUUUCCCAUGGGAAGCAUAACCAGGAUAUGAUGGUUACCCUAUUUAAACAAAAAUGUGUAUAUUAAAAAAAAAAAAAAUCCUAAUCUGAAAGUAUAGUGUAUCUGAGAUUCCUCUGUUAUAGACAUUUAGUCUACAGAUUUAUGGCUACAUUUGCUAUGUUAUGCUUGAAUAAACAUAUAAUUCAUUGAAAUACACAAAACUGAUAAAAGUAAUAUGAUCUCUUUAAGGAGAAUAAACUGUUUGUAAAUUUAUAAAGAGUAUAAUCUGUUAGGCCUUAUUUGAAGUAUGUACUGUGGUUUGGUAAAAGUACAACAUUAAAAGAGCCUUGCCAGAU
Messenger RNA from Harpia harpyja (harpy eagle), 14882 nucleotides. RefSeq names its product contactin associated protein 2 (gene CNTNAP2). NCBI's taxonomy places the organism in Eukaryota, Metazoa, Chordata, Aves, Accipitriformes, Accipitridae. The transcript is spliced from 24 exons. The coding region runs from base 263 to 4249 and encodes 1328 amino acids. The record is from RefSeq and is a predicted model, not a curated record.